AUGGUGAACCAACGCACGCUUUUCAAGAAGCCUCGCAAGGGAGGCAAGCAACCGUAUCUGAGCAAAGAUAUGAAAAAGAAGCUGAAAAAGGAACGAGCUAGCAGGCCACCACCAACCAAGUACCAGCGAAGCAUUAAACACAUCGAACGAGGCCAGGAAGCGAUCCAGGCGCAGAAGCGACAAAUCGAGGCGGAAAGGAAAUAUCGCCAGGAGGCAAACACUUUCACCAGUUUGGAAUCGUUCGCUUCCAGCGACGCAGAGACGGAAGAGAGUAAUGCACAGGAUGGUACCACGUUCGACGAUCUAGCGGUGGAAUUUAACGACCAAAUUGGUCAAAUGGUAGAUAGUGCGGAGAACAGUACGGAUGAAGAAGAGGAUUCAGACGAUGAUGUUACGGAUGAGGCAGAAAUGGCAUACGAGGCGGCACGGCUAGCGGAGCUCGAAAGUGACAGUGGGGUUCAAUUGGAUGCGAUAUUUGAGUCUCAAGAAAAGCAGAGCGAUGAGUCACACGAUGAGGAAAGCGAAGAGUCACAGGAUGAGGAAAGUGAAGAGUCACAGGAUGAAGGAUGCGCAGAGUCGCAGGAUGAGGAAAGCGAAGAUGAAGAGCUACAAUCGGACGAAAGUAACCUAUCCUCUGAAGACGAUGAUACAACGGCGAACGAUCCGUACAUGUUGCACACGGCAUACAACCUAAGUCCUGCGAUGCUGGAAGCGCUUGCUGCGGAACCACCAAGCGUCGAAACGUCCGCCAUGGCAUUUGGCAGCUUGGGCAACGUGUGCAUCGAACAGCCGAAAGGUCGCCCAGGGAGUAAACGUUCCGAACCGAAUGGAAUAUGUGCGAAGGAACGUUACGCCAAACCCGGUACACUGCCCACAGUACCGGAAGCAACCAAUCACGAUUGGAAAAAGCUGUACGUGAAGGAUCGAAUCAUAUGCAACAUGACGGAACAGGUGGAUGCAUUAGAGCGCGAUGUGUUUGCGGUUCUGAACGGAUAUCAUGAUCUGCACUAUCCGCAUAGGAGCUUUGAGAAUGCAAACAGUUUGCGGAAAGUUUACUGCUUGCAUGCACUGAACCACGUGCUAAAGGCGGUGAGCAAGAUUCAGCAUCACACGAUCAAGCUGACGGCAAAUAAGGCGGCCGGUAAGAACAAACCCGUCGAAGAUCAGUUCCGUCGGCGGGUGAAGAAACCAAAAGUUAGCGAAGAGCCAACGGCCAACGGAUUGGAGUGCCGGGAUCAAGGUUUCGUGCGCCCGAAGGUACUGAUCAUCGUUCCAUUCCGCGAGUCCGCACUCCAGUGUGUGAGUGUGCUGAAGCGUCUGUUUGCCGGUGAGCAAGAGAAGAGCGUACUGAACUGGAAGCGCUUUACGGAGGAGUACGGUGGUGGAUCAUCGUUACAUUUUCCUCGGAAGAAUCCAAAACCCGCCGACUAUGAGCGUACAUUCGCCGGGAAUAUUGACGACAACUUCCGGCUCGGGAUAGCGUUCAACCGGUCGACGAUGAAGCUAUAUGCGAAAUAUUACUCGUCGGAUGUUAUUAUCGCUUCACCGCUCGGGCUCCGGAUGGCUAUCGGUGCGAAAGGUGAAAAACAUCAGGAUUACGACUUCCUCUCCAGCAUCGAAAUGCUCAUCAUCGAUCAGGCUGAAAUAUGCUACGCACAGAACUGGGACCACGUACUGCACGUGAUGGAACAUUUGCACCAUCAGCCGAAAAGUACCGAGUACACGGAAUUUUCCCGUGUGCGAGAAUGGUGUCUAAACGGAUGGUCUAAAUUCUACCGCCAGACGAUUCUGCUGUCUGAAUUCGAACUCCCCGAGUUUCGCUGGCUAUACAAUAAACACUUCCACAACUACCGCGGUAAAGUGCGAUCCUGCAAACGCACACUAACCGGCACAAUCAAGCAGGUGGCCGUGCGUGUGCCACAAAACUUUCAGCGAGUUGAAACGACCACAUUCGGCGGUGUCGGCACGGCACGUUUUUCACACUUUGUAAACGUUGUACUGCCCCAAGCACGAACCGUUUCGAUGGCUCGCUGUCUCAUCUACGUACCGAGCUAUUUUGACUUUGUGCGGUUAAGAAACCACUUCAAGAACGAGGAACUCAGCUUCACCCAGAUCUGCGAGUACACGGAGGAUGCGAAGAUUGCACGCGCCCGGGACAUGUUCUUUCACGGCAGCAAACAUUUUCUGCUGUACUCGGAGCGGGCACACUUCUUCCGUCGGCACCGCAUACGGGGCAUCCGGCAUCUGAUACUCUACGCUCCGCCCGUUUUUCCACACUUUUACUCGGAGCUGGUGAAUCUGAUGAUGAAGGAGAAUCAAAACCCGCAUGACGGUGUGGACGACGAUUCGAUGACGGUGACGGUGCUGUACACCGGCUACGAUACGUAUCAGCUAGCGGAGAUGAUCGGCGCACUAAGGGCGAAAGCGAUGAUAAAAGCACCACGCUCGGUACACCGCUUUACGACAGAUCAAAAGUGAAAUUUGGUUAAUUUCUAAGCGAAAAGUUGCGUUAACAUGUAUAAAAA
Molecule: messenger RNA, 2525 nt
Organism: Anopheles moucheti
Lineage: Eukaryota; Metazoa; Arthropoda; Insecta; Diptera; Culicidae
Product: U3 small nucleolar RNA-associated protein 25 homolog
Exons: 1
Coding region: 1-2478 (825 amino acids)
Biological process (GO): maturation of SSU-rRNA from tricistronic rRNA transcript (SSU-rRNA, 5.8S rRNA, LSU-rRNA)
Cellular component (GO): nucleolus; small-subunit processome
Molecular function (GO): U3 snoRNA binding; rRNA binding
Source: RefSeq, a predicted model, not a curated record